CAGUGACGACCACCCGCUCCACAUAUGUCCGUUUGGCAUCUGCACUAGCCAAUUAACCACAUUUUUGGGCUGUUCAGGGAUGAGACGCUGAUACGGAGGGGUCUAUAUAAAGAGGACCUGGCGCUGCUUUAUCGGGUUCACGCGACAUUGGAAAGGAGACAUGAUGGGCACGAAAGUUUGGGGUCAGCAUUUGCUGGUGCGGUUUAUUGUUGCUAUUGUUGCGAUAAAUAUCGUGAUGUUUGCUCUGGUCUCGUGCAAGGGCGUGCAAAUGCGUCGAAUGCCGGUAUCCUCUACGAGCAUGGAGCCGAUCAGUUCCGUGUCUGAAUCGUCUAGUGCACAGCAGGCACAGCAGGUACAGCAGCAGCAGCAGUUUUCCGUUGCUCCAUAUGGUGAUUUACCGAACGGAGAAAGUCGAAGAGUGUAUGUGGUCAACACUUCCGAGCGCCACAUCGACUCUGUCCUAGCAGUCAUCCGCGUUCUCACCGACUUACGCGACGUCGACAUGACAAUAUUCACUUCGAGCAGCAACUCAAUUCUAUCCAGCAUUGCGACAGUCAUCAUGGAGAAAGUGUAUCCCUACAGGACGCUUCCAGAUCUGGUCGACAGCGACCCUGCGCCGGAUUUGAUCCUGCUGACGUCCUGCCUUGAAGACACGAGGGUGCUGCAGGAGUCAUUGCGCGAGAUGCUGAGAGAAGGGUCGAAAGUCAUGUGUUUGGUGCACGAGGCGCAUCAGUGGGACGUGCGAACUGCGGGCGUGAACCGGAAUCCGAUGGUCAAACGAUCGGUCAAGUUUAUGAUUCCCUGGAUGCGCGAGCGCAAAUGGGGACUCGUCACGAUGUCGCGCCGCGUUCGGCGGUACGUCAAGGAGAAUUUCCCGACGUACUUGGGGACCGGCGACUCAAUCUCUUAUGAUUCGAGUCUAUUGUUUCCGGUGUUUGAGUCGCCUACGAGUCUGUUGUAUAUAAAUACAAAGUGUCCUGGCGCUGUCUUGGUCGGGCAGCCUGAAGAACGGCGCCGAGAUGUGUCGCAGCCGCGUCUUGAUGCUCCUUCUGAGGAAAUCCACCCGGUGGCUGCGAUUUCCAUUGCCCGAUGCGACAGCUACGGAAAAACAGGCCUGGUGAACUCAGACCGAUGCAAUACCUGUGGUGAAGGUGGCGUGAGAGAGGCAGACCUCGAUCUGCAGGCGUACUACGCGACAAUCGAGCGUGCGGUCGUGGUGGUCCCGCUGAUUACCGCUCGAAAGUAUACAGAGUCAGAAGCCGCGGGCGCGAUCUCGGCCUCUGUAAUCACCGGUACGCCCGCGCUGAUUACGAAAAAGAUGCUCGAAGCCUACGACUACCUUCCCCUCUCCGGAGUAUGGAUCAAGAAAAGCUACGAGACGGACGCGGAGGCUAUUGCCCGGAUAUUCAAUUACGGCGAGCAGGAGUGGAUCGCGCGGCGGAGGAAUUUGCUCGCCACGCGCGAGGACUUGAUUGACCGGAACAUGGGCGUGUUUGAGCAGAUUUUGGGAGUUGAUAGGAGGAUCGAGAGCGAGGUCUAGAGGCUCGCUGCGGCGUUUGAUGGUGACAAUGGUGAUUUAUUUGAUUAGAACUACAUGAGGGGCAAAGUGUCCGUCGCUUACAAACAAUGAAUCCAACGUAUCAACGCGAGUUUUCGAUGCACAGCCUGCAUUGAGAGAACAAUCCUGCAAGUGAAACGCGCCACUUAUCAACCAAUUUUGCCAUCCGUUACUUAAAACCGCAGCACGCGAGAAGCCACGCGGUCCUGCUCACACUGCCGUUUCAGGGUCUGCGCGAUUUUGUCAGGGCUUUGUGUCGCGGGCGU
Molecule: messenger RNA, 1824 nt
Organism: Myxozyma melibiosi
Lineage: Eukaryota; Fungi; Ascomycota; Lipomycetes; Lipomycetales; Lipomycetaceae
Exons: 1
Coding region: 161-1540 (459 amino acids)
Source: RefSeq, a predicted model, not a curated record